Babesia microti strain RI is the source of this 1128-nucleotide messenger RNA. RefSeq names its product Riboflavin kinase. Gene Ontology annotation, molecular function: riboflavin kinase activity. The coding region runs from base 1 to 1128 and encodes 375 amino acids. The record is from RefSeq and is a predicted model, not a curated record. Gene Ontology annotation, biological process: riboflavin biosynthetic process; FMN biosynthetic process. The transcript has 2 exons. Lineage: Eukaryota; Apicomplexa; Aconoidasida; Piroplasmida; Babesiidae.
AUGAUCAUUAGGCGCAAUUGCUGGGUUAUAUGUGGCGAGACUCAUUUUUUAGAUGUUGGUCAUGCCCCUAUUAAUAUACUGAAGACAUUAAAUUGGCUUGACACUAAUAUCACUAUUCAUACCGAUAGUAUAAAUUCGGCUUCUUUGUUAAAAUUUGUGGAAAAUAUUAAAAUAUCAACCAAUUUGGAAAAUUUUGCCAAUAUUUACGCUAAUAGCACACUAUAUACUGUAAAAGGGGGCAUUUUAUUUAACAAAGAACAGGAAUUUCACCAUCUAUUUAAGGUACACUCAAAAAGUAGAGUAACUAAUAAACUUCUAUUAGGCAUAACAAAAAUACUAUCUGUUAGCACACCUGACUUGUAUAUUAAGAGAUUAUUUGACUUAGUAUCCGUUACAAAAGACAAACUUAUUAUAAUUUCUAAAUCAAUAAUAUUGAGGAUAUUAGUACAUCUUUUGUCUUAUCAGGAAAUUGUUAUAUUUGUAGAUGAUCUAGAGGGGCUGAGUUCAGAAAUUGAAGGCGUUGGUACAAUAUUUCUAGUAGACAUAGAAACUCAAUAUUCAUCUGCAAAUAUUAAGGAUAUAAUUGGUUUUGCUUGCAACGACACUGUGAUUGUAAAUUUGAAGGAUAAGUUUCAGAUAUCAGGAACAACUACCAUAACCCCCUUACCGUCACUUGAAGCUAUACAGGAAUCGAUUUCGGAUUCUUUUAUAUUAUUCCCCAAUCCGUUAGUUAUCACAGGGAAAAUUGUUAAGGGUAAAAACCGCGGUUCCAACUUAUUAGGAAUCCCAACUGCUAACAUAGAUUCUACUGACGAUUAUUCACUCUGCAUUCCUGGAGUUUAUUUUGGUUACGUACAAUUUCCAUAUAUUGGUAAACAGAGCUACUUCGCUAGCACAUCCAUAGGAUAUAAUAUACACUUUAGUGACCCAGUUAGAUCUAUUGAAUCGUACAUUCAUCAUACAUUUGACACAGUCUUGGUGGGAUACAGCGUUAAAUUGGAGUUGAGAGGAUAUAUAAGGAGCGAAACAUCGUUUACUUCGUUGGAACUCCUUAUAGAAACCAUAAGGAACGAUUGUAAUCUGGGAAAUCUCAUAGAUUGUAAUUGGGGGUUUUUAACUAGUGAAUAG